Messenger RNA from Closterium sp. NIES-65, 1668 nucleotides. NCBI's taxonomy places the organism in Eukaryota, Viridiplantae, Streptophyta, Zygnematophyceae, Desmidiales, Closteriaceae. The record is from the annotation of a GenBank genome assembly.
AUGGCUACCCCUAGUGUCCUCACCUUUGAUGCUCAGGGCAGUGCUGUUGACUUUGAGGUCUGGGUCGAUGACCUUCAGCUGUUUCUUCAGUGCGAUAGGGCGGACGGCCUCUCCCUGUUUAACCUCACUUAUGGUGCCUCUCCUGCCCCUGCUGCUGAUGCUGACGCCACAAUUCGCUCACAGUGGGCCACGCGCGAUGCUGCUGCUCGCCUUGCUGUGCGCCGCCACUUACCGACCACUGAGCGUGCACACUUUAGCCAGUACAAGAGUGCUCAGACCUUGUACGGCGCUGUAGUUGCACGCUACUCUUCCCCUGCCACUGCUGCACUGAGCCGCCUCAUGCUACCGUACCUCUUCCCUGACCUUGCUGCCUUUCCCACAGUCGCUGACCUCAUUAUGCACCUCCGCACUAGUGAUACUCGCUACCGCACAGCGCUUCCUGCUGAUCAGGACCACUUCCUCUCAGUUUGCCCCACCUCUCUCGCCGUUGACCUCCUCGAGAAGGCCCUCAUAGCGAUAGAGAAGAGCAUAGUCGCUAUAGGAGCCUCUCGUGGUGACCCUCGCACCCCCGUCUUUGAGGGGUGUUCUCCUUCCCCCCUCUUGCCCUUUGUUGCCUCUACUGCUGCGGCCGACCUUGUUGGUUUUGAGUCGAUCGGCGCUACGUCUGCCCCGAGCGGGAGACGCCGCACCGGCAAGGGCAAGGGGGGCAUGGGCGCUGGAGGGACUGGAGGGGGCGUUGAGGUGGUGGUGGAUGCAGUGGAGGGAGUGGGGGUGGUGGUGGGAGUGGUGCCGGGGGUGGCGGCGGCGGCGGCGGCGGCACUGGAGGCGGCGGAGGUGGUGGAGGUGGCGGAGGGAGCGGAGGCGGCGGAGGUAGUGGCGAAGGCGGAGAUGGAGGAGGCGGCGGUGGCGGCGGCGGUGGUGGAGCGGGUUGCGACUCUACGCAGAGGAGUGGCGCCGGUGGUGGUCAGCGCCAGCAGGAGCGAGUGGUGUGACCCUGUCCCCUCCGGAGCUUCUGUUGCUGGUGACUGUUACCUGUGCAUACCACCUGACCCGGGCAUUGAGGCUGCUGCUCUAGGUACUGGUGAGGCUGCUGCUCUAGGUGCUAGUGCGUCUACUGCCCCAGGUGCUGGUGCGUCUGCCGCCCCAGGUGCUAAUGCGUCUGCUCUCUCACGUACUACGUCGACUCACGCCUUCCACACCUUGACCCUAGACUCGGGUGCGUCCCGCUCCUUCUUUCAAGACCGCACUACUCUUACGCCGCUUAGUCGGCCGGUUGCAGUCUCCCUGGUAGACCCCUCUGGGGGUCCUGUCCUUGCUAGCUUCUCCACUGUCCUACCGUGCCCGGCAGCCCCCUCUAGCACCCUGUCAGGUCUCUACCUCCCCUUGUUCACUACGAACUUGGUGAGUGGAGCAGACCUACAGAAUAGGCGGGUUGACCAGUUCACUCCUGCGAGUCAGCGAGUGACCCACUGCACGUGUGCUCAUACAGGCCGACACUUGGCCACGUUCACCCGUCGGCCAGGGUCGAGCCUGUACACCCUUACUACUGAGUCUCCUCUUGCUGCUGAGUCUGCCCAGGUAGCUACGUGGAGUCAGGUGUUUGCUGCGGCGUCCAGGUCUGGUCAUGAGUCUGGCCCUACUUGCAUCCCCUGCAUCGAGGGGCGAUAG